AUGCCCUCUUGGCCCAAUCACUCGGAGUGCCUCUCCCAUAACUGCAGCUGGGGGGAGAUCCACAACGCCACAAGGAACGCUGACCCUAUCCUGCCUCCUCUCAACUACUACUCAAUCCCUCUCCUCACGGCCAUCACCAUCGCCUGCACGCUGCUUUUUCUGGUCGGGGUGGCCGGGAAUGUCAUGACCAUUUUGGUGGUCAGUAAGUACCGGGACAUGCGCACCACCACCAACCUAUACCUGUGUAGCAUGGCUGUAUCCGACCUGCUCAUCUUCGUCUGUAUGCCCCUGGACCUCUACCGCAUGUGGAGGUACAGGCCCUGGCGCUUUGGAGACGUGCUCUGCAAGCUUUUUCAGUUCGUGUCAGAGUCGUGCACCUACUCCACCAUCCUGAGCAUCACCGCGCUGUCAGUGGAGCGCUACCUGGCCAUCUGCUUCCCGCUACGUGCCAAGGCGCUGGUUACAAAAAGGCGGGUGCGCGCCCUCAUUCUUCUACUCUGGACGGUGUCUCUCCUGAGCGCCGGACCUGUGUUUGUCAUGGUGGGAGUGGAGCGGGAUAGCAUGGUGCCACCAAAUUUCAGUUCAGGAAUGAAUGAGACGGACUUUUUCCUGGAGGGCGGGGACACCCGGGAGUGUAAGAUGACUCACUACGCCGUGGUGUCAGGUCUGAUGGGGGCCAUGGUGUGGUUGAGCUCUGUUUUCUUCAUCAUGCCAGUGUUCUGUCUCACAGUGCUCUACACCCUCAUAGGCCGUCGGCUGUGGCAGAGACACCGCGAAACAAACAUCAGCUCUCGAGUGGCUCACAGGGACAAAAGCAACAUACAGACCAUCAAGAUGCUGGUGGUGGUGGUGCUGGCCUUUGUCCUCUGCUGGUUGCCGUUCCAUGUAGGUCGCUAUCUGCAGUUCCGCUCGCUGGACGCUCCGUCCCCUCUGCUGUCGGCGUUGUCCGAGUACUGCAGCCUGGUGUCGGUGGUUCUCUUCUAUCUGAGUGCCGCCAUCAACCCCAUCCUCUAUAACACGAUGUCCUGGAAAUACCGGUGCGCGGCGGCGCGCCUCUUCGGCCUGGCAGACAGCCACCCGCCACGAGGCCGCACAGCCAGCACGAUGAAGGCGGACGGCUCGAACGGCUGGACGGAGUCUACAGUCAGCUUCUGAACGCAAUCUGCGUCUGUCAAAGUGUCUGAAUAUAAUUUGUGAAUAUAAUUAUCACAGGUUGAGAACACUGACCUAAAAGCCGUUAUUUCUGUCAGGCCGAGGAAAAACUGCUCCGUCCACGUGUGCUGAGCUCCUCUCUGUAUUUGACUGAGACUAAAAGAACCAGAGGAUGGGAAAAGUCACACAAGUGAUAGUUCCCUUUGGCGAACUGCAUCAAUAGAACUUCGAUAUAUAUAUAUUUUUUUCAAACAGUUCAUUCAUUUGUUGGAUUAAGCAAGUGGCAUCCAUUCAUACAACUCACCCGGCAGCAUUUGAAAAGCAUGUCUGGAGAAGUGAAAAAUACACACCAGCCUGAAGUGCUUCUAUCAAUCCAAAUGUGAACGACAUACAGCAGAGGCAAGCACGCCCUUAUACAGACACCUAUAUAGAUAACAUCUACAUUUAAAAUUGCCUUAUAUUGUAUUCAUAUUUCUGGAUGACAAAGAAAAG
This is a messenger RNA of Xiphias gladius (swordfish), 1644 nucleotides long. RefSeq names its product growth hormone secretagogue receptor a (gene ghsra). Gene Ontology annotation, molecular function: growth hormone secretagogue receptor activity. Gene Ontology annotation, cellular component: plasma membrane. The record is from RefSeq and is a predicted model, not a curated record. NCBI's taxonomy places the organism in Eukaryota, Metazoa, Chordata, Actinopteri, Istiophoriformes, Xiphiidae. The transcript is spliced from 2 exons. The coding region runs from base 1 to 1155 and encodes 384 amino acids. Gene Ontology annotation, biological process: hormone-mediated signaling pathway; G protein-coupled receptor signaling pathway.